CAGAAGACGUAUGUAUACGUGGUGUUGGUAUAGGAGCGCCUUGAGCACCUAGCAAGGUGGAUACGUGCGCUACACAAAUCCUAUAUUAUUAUUUUUUUUAUAAUAGAAACGACGCCAUGUAUAUUAGCUGAGGUGUGCGUCGAAAACGGAGCAGAAGUCUACUGGAUUUGAUCUCAGAUAUCGUGUAUUAAAUCUUAAACGUUAUUCAUGUAUAAUACCUCUACCCUUGAAAUAGGAAAGGCGGACCUGUGCGCUAUAUAACAGCCACUGUUAUUAUUAAGAAGUUUAUAUAAAUGUGAUCAUGGCGGAUGCUGCUAACGCUGCAGUUCCAUCAUCGUCUACGACUCCUUCAGGAACUGUGGCCGAUGAUGUCGGUGAUUCAAUUGAACCCCCAGCCGUCCAAACGAAUGUCGCUGGCACGAUCACCGACAUCGAAAGCAUGAUCGAUGGAGGAGUAACGGCGGCCGACGGCACGGUCAUCUCCAAAGAAGUCAUCCGAAACACGGCCUGUAUCAUAUUCGGCGACUUCGCGGCGACGUUCAUCGCGUAUACUGUCGUCACUAACAUCGGCAUUUUCGGGAAGGACUUCCUCCACCUCGACCUGCGCGACGUCGAGGAGUGGAACCUGAUCGUCGUCGGGAUCGAUGCCGUGUUCUUCCUGCUUGCGGGAUGCUUUACCGAUUGGUACGGUGGCUCAUAUGCAGCGAUGCAUGUAUACGGCAUCGUUUGCUUUCUAGGAUCCUGUAUUCUGCCUCUACUCACUUUCGAUUGGUCUGUCUUUGGUUCUGCCUACGGGAUACCAGUCCAAGGUCGCCGAGUUUUAUUUUACCUUGCCCGAAUAAUCAUAGGGUUAGGUUUCUCAGGUAUUUAUGUGACGGCUCCCCCUUUUGCAGCAAGACAAGUACAGGCUUACGGGAAGGCAUCAGUUCAGAGCUGUUUCCAUUAUAUAUACACCGUGGUUCAGUUUGCUCCUCUGAUUGUCCUCACGAGUUUAUCCUUCAUACAACUGAACGUAUCCUUCUUCGUUGGGUACCUUGUCACCUUGACUGUCAAUGUCCUCACCAUGGUGUUCUUCAAGUAUGCCAGAAGCAUAUUCAUACAGGGCAUCCCUGAUAAGGGCAAGAAGACCACCUUGGUCGCGAAAACAGCGGCCCAAGCUGUUAAAACGAAAGUCACUACGAGAACAUCUUGUUGUAGUUCAAACUGCUGUCCAAACCUCUGGUCCUCGAUCCAAACGACAGAUGACGAAAGCGUAGAGCUCCUGGGGAAGGGCGCCCUCACGGAUACCUUGCCGACUGCGGAUGCUGCUGAAGCGGAGGACACGCACGCAACAACAGCCGAUCCCUCGGGAAAUGCAGAGUUUGACAUAUCUCAGAGCAAUGGAUCAUCACCAACUCCAGCAGUAUAUGGGACCUUGGCACUGGAUAUUGCAGGAGUUACAGGGCAUCAGCCUGAAACGGUCCGUCGAGCCCUCUGGGUCUGCUACGCAAUAGUUCUACUCUCCUGUGAAUUCCCCUAUAGCAUUGUGAGAUGUCAGGUGUCCACUUCCUUCGUAAGUCAGGCGGAGCGCAUGAAGCCAACGAUCCUGGGGCAAGUGGUCAAUUCGUCUCUCCUUCAGCGCUACUUACCGGUGUUAGGCAUCGCACUUGCUCCACUGGUGAACGUUUACAUCUAUCCGUACAUCAGUAAACGAUUCGUCACCCUCACAAUGCCCUUCCGAACAAUAAUUGGUAUCGUCUUCGCCACCCUUUCUGUCCUAUCGGCUGCCAUCGCGGAAACAGCCCGGCUGACAUUUAUCGACCGGGGCAACUUUACCCUUCAGGACGUCAACGGCCAGACGUUACAGGUUUCGGACCUAUCACUCGACGCCCUCAUCCCUCAGUACUUUUUCAUGGGUGUGGCCGAUGUCUUCAUCUUCAUCACCGGUCUUGAAUUCGCUUUCACUCAGUCUCCUUGCUCGAUGCAGACUGUCGUCACAGGUAUCUUCUUGUUCUUCGAGGCCACUGGUCGAAUAGCUGCUACGUUACUUGUACCACUUAUUAACACCAUUACAGCAGCGGAUCCAUGGUAUCCUCCUGAAAUCAACAAUGGACAUCUGAAUUUAUACUUCCUUGUCUUGACCGGUAUAAGCCUGACCAAUCUCAUUAUUUUCUGUCUGUUGGAGAAAGGGUAUGAGAUUGUCGACGAGCAACUAUGUCUGGACGACGUACAUACGGUUGGCGAAUCGACAGGUACGACGUCGACGUCGUCGUCGAAAGCAACACCUUCUGGAACACUAACUGCAAAUACCAAUCAACCUCAGACAUCUACUCCAAUAUCAACCAUGUCAACCUAACAAUUUGGGUGCGGGGGAAUUUUUAAGUAACAAAUGGGCAGUUGGUUUCACCGCCGCGUGUGAGUUAACUCCAAUGUUGAGUAUGUUAACCUGUCAUUAAACAACUUACGUUACUGGGCGGGAAGCGACGAGGCUGCAAGGUUCCCGAGAAGGCAUAAAAACACGCUAUGAUUUCAUUGAACGCCACUAACCAAACAAAUCGACUGUCCAUCCACCAGAUGUCAGAUAGAAAAUUGUGUAUUCAUCUCCUACUACUACUACUACUACUACUACUACUGCUGCUGCUGCUGCUGCUACUACUACUACUUUUACUAC
Lytechinus variegatus (green sea urchin) is the source of this 2650-nucleotide messenger RNA. RefSeq names its product solute carrier family 15 member 4-like. Gene Ontology annotation, biological process: transmembrane transport. The transcript is spliced from 8 exons. Gene Ontology annotation, cellular component: membrane. The record is from RefSeq and is a predicted model, not a curated record. Gene Ontology annotation, molecular function: transmembrane transporter activity. Bases 302 to 2335 code for a protein of 677 amino acids. Lineage: Eukaryota; Metazoa; Echinodermata; Echinoidea; Temnopleuroida; Toxopneustidae.